AUGUAUGGUGAAGAGGAUAGGGCCGAUUUGGAUCAAGGAUUGGGGUGGAUCACAUUCUUGGCUAAUAGAGUCAAGAGGAUAGUCACUUUUAGGCAGUUGGAGAUCUUGUUUGGCUUCAACUAUAGAGAAGGGACUCAAUGGAACUUUAAGGAAAGUGAGCUACAAAGAGUUUGGGCUACAAUUUCUGAGGGAGAAUACUCUUCCUCAAGGUCUAAGGCGGCUCAAAUCAGGAGUCCAGUGCUGACGUAUGUGCACAAGGCGCUUGCCAACACUUUCUUUGCAAGAAAGGUAACCGGCACCAUUAAUGAGGGAGAGCUCAAGCUUCUUGAUAUGGGAAUCAAGCCCAUUCUCUCAUACACAAGCGAUGGGAAGAGGAUCAGGGGAGACAGAUCAAACACUGGAAAUCUCAUGCCCUUCCUAGAUCACCUCCUCACCUACAAGACCACGGCCUACAACACUCGAUUUCAGCAAGGAAGAAAGCUAAGUGUUGGAGGUCUCAUCACCCUAUCUUGUGUGCUGCUGGCAUGA
Microthlaspi erraticum is the source of this 528-nucleotide messenger RNA. NCBI's taxonomy places the organism in Eukaryota, Viridiplantae, Streptophyta, Magnoliopsida, Brassicales, Brassicaceae. The record is from the annotation of a GenBank genome assembly.